This is a messenger RNA of Galdieria sulphuraria, 1186 nucleotides long. Its product is annotated as plastid-lipid associated protein PAP, putative. The transcript has 2 exons. Lineage: Eukaryota; Rhodophyta; Bangiophyceae; Galdieriales; Galdieriaceae. The record is from RefSeq and is a predicted model, not a curated record. The coding region runs from base 98 to 949 and encodes 283 amino acids.
AUCAUUCCAUAUUUUGUGAACAGAAUAACCCAAUUGCUAUCUUAUCGAGAUGCAUCUUUAUCUCAAUACAAUUCUUUGGGUGUGUGAUCGACAAGAGAUGUUGCUGUUCUUUCUCUCAACAUGUUUGGUCUCCAACCCCAAGAAAACCUGUCACUCUUGUAAAAACAGAAGAAUAAUAACAUAUAAGUCUUAUCUUCGCAAGCCUAUUUUGUAUUCCCAGAUAAAGACUGAUCCAGCUAGAGAAACAUUGAAGCAAACAUUCUACAGACAAGUCAAGGUAAUCAAAGAGACUUUAAGAUAUUCAGGUGACCGACCUCUUACCAACAGAGGAAUGGACAAACAAACCGAACAAAAGAUAAUGGAAACCAUCGAAGUAUUGGAAGCAAGUAACCCUGUUCCAAACCCUCUCACUAGUCAAGCCAUCGAAUUGCUUCAAGGAAAUUGGAAACUGAUCUUUUCUACUGCCAGAGAAAUAACAACAUUGAGCUCUCUUCCUCCCAUCUUUCAAUUACAAUCAGUAUACCAAAUAAUUGAUCUAAAGAAUAGGAGGCUCGAGAAUAGAGCUGAACUUGAUGUUGCUGGUGCAAUAAAAGCGUCUGUACGGGUAACUGGAAAGUUUUAUCCUGUAUCCGAAUCAACCUCAACUCCACCAGAGCUACAAGAAACUAGUCUCGAUAGCAAGACCCGAGAAAGAAUACGUAAACUUUUGGAAGGUCGUCGUGUCAAUGUCAAGUUUCAGAAGAGGUCUUUUGGGAUAGAAAGUAUUUUUGGUGUUCCCGUGAAAAGUUUCUUGGAAACAUUGCGACAAGUAAAUGUGGCUCCACUCACUCGACGUGAACCUUCCUUGGAUAUUACCUAUUUAGAAGAGAGCUUUCGAAUAGGUAGAGGAGGUGAUGGAGGGAUCUUCGUAUUAGAAAGAGUUGCUCCUAUUGACAUUCGUCAGAAAUAGAGUGUCAUUUCAAAAUGAGAACAAUGCAGAAUAUUGUAAAAGGAGUGAAAGUUUCCAAGGUGUUCUCAUAUCUUUUCGUUUGUAAAAGGCAAACCAAAUAAUAUUUCAUUGAUGGACAAUAUUCAAUUUUCUCCAUUUGAAAGGUAGUUGUAGUGGGACCUGAGUCAUAAAUGUUACACAAGUAUUGUAGUUGAGGAUGGGCAGUUGAUCUUGAAAGCUCUCAGUUCUCCUCUCAAA